Messenger RNA from Cylicocyclus nassatus, 378 nucleotides. The record is from the annotation of a GenBank genome assembly. Lineage: Eukaryota; Metazoa; Nematoda; Chromadorea; Rhabditida; Strongylidae.
AUGGGAAAUUGGUUCCAGGCGAGAAUGUCACCUGGUCUAACAUUCGUACUCCAAGUUCUCAUGGUGGGAGUUAUAGUCCUAGAUAUAGUGCUCGGAAUCGUGGGAAUUGUCAUCUUCGCAGUUCAGUCAAAGAAACUUUCGAAAAAAUUAAGGUUGCGGCCCGGCGGAAGUCGACCAAAGGAAGGCGAGGCGGAAGAGGUAGCGCUUGUAGGACCAGAAGAAGAGGAAGAUCCAGUUUUUGGAUUUGUUGGGAUGCCGCGCAAUCAACCAAGGAAAGGGAAAGAUUGUCCGAAAUUUGUUAUAAUUCCUCCAGCAGUCCCGAGAAAAAUCAAAAAACGCACACAAAUCAUGCGGGAACAAGGAGCAGCAGCAACGUAA